Molecule: messenger RNA, 7787 nt
Organism: Lymnaea stagnalis (great pond snail)
Lineage: Eukaryota; Metazoa; Mollusca; Gastropoda; Lymnaeidae
Source: the annotation of a GenBank genome assembly
CCCUGCUCUUGAUUCUUGAUCGGUUACCAAGUUUAUCGGAAGUUAUUUUCAUUCACAUCAAAGAUGGAGAGUAAGAAGAGAGACGUCACGUUCAUCCUAACAACAACUCUCUUGUUGUUCAGAUUAUGCAAUUGUUCAGAUAUUGAUCUUACCAUUGAUAUUUCACCUGGACGCCAAGAAUGUUUUUGGGAAACGUUGCCUUCUAAAACCAGCGUUGAAGUUGAUUAUCAGGUAGACUUUUUGAAAUUGUCUCAAUAAUCAAUAAUUUAAAUGUUAAUCAUUAAUUAAAAUUAAUGUCAUGUUAUUGUUGAACGUAGAAACUUACUAAGUUACUUAGUAACUAAUUUAAUAUUAAUACUAAUUAGAUACAUUAAAUUUAAGUUAGUUUCUGUUAGUAGAGAACAAGCAGUGGGGUGGGGAGGGAUCGGUCCACCCUGGGUUUCACUUUUUUCUUUUUAAAAGUUGGGGGGGCAUUUUUGGCCAACUGCAGUUUUUUCCUUGAAAGUAAAGGGGCUUUCAAAAUUGCACGUGACAAUACAGUCUUAAAGUUGCUGCCUUUUGCAAAAUAGAAUAAAUGAAGGAAUGUGUUCAAGCUGUGUGAUUAACCCUUUCGUUACCGAUGAUGUAGGCGUCACGUCACGAUCACGCACUUUCAUUAAACAAGGCUGUCAUAUUGUCGUCAUAACUAAGAGGCAAAGAACUUUUCUGAAAUACCAAGGACGUCACUUCGACGUCAUAUUUCAAUCAUCAAUGACUAUAUAUUUCUUUAUUUGUUAAUAUGUAGAGAAGUUAAUAAGCGAAUCGGAUAGAGAAAGCCUGCACAACUCAAAAGAAAAGGCAGCCCAGAACACUUAAUGAAAAACCUGUGCGGGCCAAAAUAAAAUAGGACGGGGGGAAAAGCUAUUGAGAAAAUAAUAAGAAUAAAGAAUAUUUCGUUACUUCACAGGCCACAAUCAGGUCCUGACGGGUCGCAUGCGGCCCGUGGGCCGUGUGUUGUGCAGGCCUGGGAUAGAGAAUGAAAAAUACCGGAAAUUUCUUCUUUUAAAGUUUUUUUAUUGCUGAGUCAGCAAAAAUCGAUGCCCAAAACCAGUGGUAAUGAAAGGGUUAAUUAUGAAGGACAUAGUCAUAGUAGAACAAGGUAUCAGAAUCAGGUAUGUGUAAGCUUGAAAUGGAAAGACAGCACAAUAAAAUUAUAGCGUUUGGGCUAAGAGCUAAGGAAGGUGUAAACAAAAGAACCAUUAAAAUGGCAUCGGAAUCUAAUGCAUAGGUAUAGUUUCCAAAGUUGUGCACAGGACACUGAUGGAAAUUACCAUUUAUUUAAAUAUGAACAAGGUAAAUUGUGUAAACUGUCUAUAAUUGCUCAUAAUGCAUCAUGCUAUUCAGUUUUAUAACAGAAACUUCAACUGACAGUAACUAGCCUAAGUCAUUGAAACUGUCAGAGCAAGGAGUGUCACCAUCACAAUUAAAAAUACAACAUUGUAAGCCCAACAAACAUUAUUUAAUUAAAUAUAAUUAGUGCACUUAACAAUAAAAACCCAUAGCGCUCUUCCAGAGUUAGGGGACCACACUCUAAAAAUGAAAUGAUACAGACAUAUUAAUAGUUUUUACAUUUGUGUUCCAGGUGAUUGAUGGUGGGGAUUUGGAUAUAGAUGUUAUGGUCGUUGGACCUGAUAAUAGAAUAUACCAAAUGGAUCAAAGAAAAACAGAAAACACAAUGAGGUAUGUUCAUUAAAAUUGUUUGUAAAAGAAGACAAUUAGCGAAAAUUAGUGGACUGUUCAUUAAGCUAACGAGAUAUCAACUUUUAGCCAUCAAGCUGUGUAUGAUUUUUUGCAGUCCAUUAAAUUUAGUGCAUUCCUCACAACAAUCCCGCAAAAAAAACAAAAACAAGAGAGUUUUUAAUCUGAGGUGGAUUCCCCCAGCACCUCCUCCCCAUCCCCUGAUUUUAAAAAUAAUAAAUGUUAGUUUUUAUGAUUAUAUUAAAAAGUAUAAAACAUUUCUAAUACUAAUAAUUUUAGUAUACUUUUAUUUUGAGAUUUUACAUCUGUUGUAAUUUUUUCUUUUUAAAUUAUAUUAUUUAUAGUUGUUCUUGCACCAAAAUGGCCACUUACUUUAAGACUUCAUUACUGUUUAGUUAGCUUGUUUGGAUAAUUCCAUGAAGAUUUUCAGUAUGAACUUGUUUCCUUAGCCUUUGACUUUACCCAUGACUGUGAUUAUGUGAAAUAAAACUCCUACCAAUAAUAUUGUGCACUUGCCUUCUGUCUUAGAUACUGAUCCCAUCACCCAGCAGCUGAAAUUUAUCAAGUUUUCUAUUUUAAGCUAAAGGACUUUUCAAGAAGAAGGAAACUGAAAUAAACAGAGUAGCAAUGGUAUAUUUCCCACAAAUUAAUUUGAUUGUCAAGACAAUCAGUAUUUAACACACAUAAAAGGAACGAAAAUAACUUUUUAAAUAAUAAUUUUCAGAAUUGAGACAGGUGACGCAGGAGAUUAUAAAGUCUGUUUUGACAACACUUUCAGUAGAAUAUCAAACAAGCUUGUCUUCUUUGAAAUCUUUAUUGAGGAUGGUAAAGAUGAUGAGGAUGAUGAUGAUAACACACUAACAUUUGAAGGGGAGAACAUGCAAGGACAGCUGGAUAUGACUGUUGAGGAGUUUAAGGUUUGAGUGAAGUUAUAGUAGUUUUUGUUUGUUGUUUUUAAGGAGAUGUUUGAAAGCAAGUCUCUGAAAAUUAAAAUGAAUGUGGCCUUCUCUGGAGCAAUAUAAUAAUAAUAAUAAGAGGUCUAAUAUAGCGCUGUACCCCAGCCUAGGGCUGGGCUCACCGCACUGUGCAUAAAAAUUUUAUCAAAAGAGACAUUAAAAUAAAAUACAUUUAUGAAAUAAAGAACAGCAAUGUAUAUUGACCCACCCCACCACAUAACUUUUACAAGGCAAACCAUGGACAGCAGCCAGCAAGAUCGUUUAUCGGUCAGAGGAGGGGAAUCAGUCAGGGUAGUAUAAUUUAAAAAGAUAUGUUUUGAGUGCAGAUUCGAAGGCCUGGGUGGUUGAUAUAUCCUGACUUUUGGCUAAAUCUUAAAAUAUCCCACCAGUGUUGUGGAGCUUCAACAAAUUUUCUAACACUUUCUCCUGGUUAAGAGGUGUAACACUUGAAAUCAGAGUAAUGGUAAUUAGCACCAUCGUAAUAAGGAUGAGACACCUGGAGAACUACAGUAAAUUUUAUUUUAAGAAAAUACAGACAUAUUCUUGCCAUUUGAAAUUUAUUUUGCUUUUAUUAAUACGCAACUGCAGAGUGUAUAACAUAUUUCCCAACACCCGACUUGAUUUUUAUUAUGGUCUGGCAUUAAUUUUGACACCCAAAAAAAAUUUUACUUUGAAUAAUAUCCUAAUUAAUCAUACAAAGCAACUCAAUUAAAACACUGUCACAUUGAAUUAACAAUACUAAUCUCAGGGUGAAAUUUAUAACAACAACAAAAAAAGAAGAGUGAAUGGUAUCUGGGCUUCUGGAUAAACUUGUUUCCAAUUUUUUUCUCUCCAGGGAAUACUUGAAAGAGCAAAGAAGAACUUGGACCGCUCUAUACAAGUUCAGACUCUCAUUAAACUUCAUGAAGCAAAAGAUAGAAACACUCAGGAGGCCAAUUUUUUCAGGGUCAACUUUUUCUCCCUCUUCCAACUGGUUCUAAUGAUAUUUGUGGGACUGGUGCAAGUUAUAGUGAUUCGAAGCCUUUUCACAUAUCAGCAACCUGCCAGUGGGGGGUCUUUAAAGGCUCGCACAUAACAAAUUAUCUUUUUUUUCUUAUGAAAAAUUAGGAUUUUUAAAAUAAUUAUUGCUGCCAAAAACUUUUACAUUAAAUUUUUAUAGCAAUGCUUCUUCCAUUAGAAUUGAACAAAAUUUUCCAUAUCCAAUAUUUGUCAUCUUCCCAAAUAAUAUUUUAUAUUCAUUUGGGGGGCCAUGUAAAUGAAGUUGGAUAUUUAAAAAGCCUUAUUUCAUUUACCACAGUAUUCAACAUGUUAACUCAGCCCUUUGAUUAAAAUGUGUAAUAUUUAUUUAAACAAAUCCAAUCUGUCAAAUUGAUAAUCAUAAAUACUGAUGAAGCUUUUAGUGGACAGAUACAUUUUGAAUAAAUUGAAAUUCGUUACUUAAUUUUAAAAUUAACACGUCUGUCCAGUUCUCUUAAAAUCAACUAAAAAUUCUUCUAUGCAAUAUAUCAUUUUUUUAAAAAUAAAAUUUCAUGUGCUUUUUUAAUUAAUAAAAAGUUGUGUGUUUUCUCUCCUUGAAAUGCUUCUAAUGAUAAGCUUAUUUGUAAUGACAUUACAAUCGAGCAAUGAUACAUAAGGCUAACCCAAAAAUAUUUUUUUUAUUAACUCAAUAUAAAUUCACAAUUGUUACGGCUCUUGAAAGUUCAUAUGAACAGUGAAGUAAAGAUAUUAAUUAUGUUUGAUUAAGAAUUUUUUUGACAAUAGAAAGUAGUGGUUUCUUUUUAAAUAGAUUCAAUACAUAUAUCAUGGGCUAUCAAAAGAAUUUACCUUACAUAAAUUGCUUUAAAAAAAAAAAAUCGAUAUUGCCAUUUACCUUGAUUGUGGUGGCCAGCUGAUUUGUUAAGUUUUAUAACAAAUGUUUACCGGGUUAAUUGUUAAUGCAUUUUUUCAUUGAUGAUCAAAAUAUUGCCAAUUUUAAGAUAUGCAUUAUGGUAUCUUUUUAUUUUUUUUAAUUUUAUUUUUUAACACCUUUACUGUGCCCAUAGUUUAUCCAGUUUAUUUUUUUAAGCAUAAUUAAACUGUCUGGUUUUCAGUUAUAUGAAUUUUUUUUGUUUCAGUUGCUCAAAGAGCAAAAUCUAUUUUGAUGACUAUAUACUUCCCUCUAAAUCGAAUGACUUAUUCAUAUCUACUUGUAUAAAUCUAAACUGAACAUUUUGUCUUUUGCAAGCAAAGCUGCUGUUUUAAAAAGUAAUCUUUUUAAAAAUUAAAUAGCUCUAGCAUAUUUUUAUAUUGUAAAAUUGUUGCUUUACAAUGUUUAAGGAACAGUAAAAUUUAAUAGCACAUUUUCCAUUGAUAGGGAUUAACAGUCAUGAUGUGUUAGAUUUAAUAUAAAUUUGAUGCAUUUUUCAUUUAUUAAAGAAAAAGAUUUGCAUAGGUAGUUUUGUCCUUAAACAUUUUCCUGCUCUUUUUAUUUAUUUAAUGGUUGCCAUUUUUUAAAAAAAGGAAAUGUUUUGUUUCGAUUAAAUGAAUAUUGUUUUUUUUCGAUGGAAACUAUUGCUAGCUUGUUUUAGCCCAUAUUGUCAGCUAGUAUAAGCUCUGCCAUUUUAGAUCAAAUAUAAUCUAUGUUAAAACAAGAUACUAUGUUGAAAUGAGAUUUGGAGCUGUUUUUCAAACCUGAUCCUGAAGCCUUUUUUAACAAAACUUACAGUAAACUAAACACUUUGAACGUUACUGUUGGAAGUAUUCCUUGUAAAACCCCAUUGAAAAUUGUUUUGUUUUUUUAACUUGGAAUUUCAUUAGUUGUCGGAAUCAUGUUUCUCAAGAAAUUUAAGUUUAUGACGACAUGGCUUUAAGAAAUAUGUUAAUUGCGUCCAACUCUAAAGCUUUUGUGUACAAUGGUUUAACAAUUUGAUCUAAAACCAUUUUCUGUAUUGUAAAAUGUAUGCUUAAGUCAUAAGCUUAAGAAAGACGUUGAAUUGAUAUAACAUGUUUGUUAAAUACUACAAAGUCUUUCCGUUUAAAUAGGACUAACAUAACCGUUUCCCCAACAUGUUCACCUUUGUAUUCACUUGACCUAUUGAUUUCUUUUGUUUCAUGAGAGUCUACUUUUUAAAAUUACCUUUGCUUAGUUUAUUCAAAAUUUCUGCUCUAAUGAACAGGUUCAAUAAUUUAUUUUUUUAAAAUCGUUACUUCUGUGCAAUUUUCUUCACCCUUUAUAUCUUAUUCUUUUAUAUCCAUCUGAAUACAUCUCACCUUUUCCUACUUCAACUGAUAACAUUAUGAUACUCUUUGAUUAACCACAAAUUACUGCCUUUAUAAUACUGUUUGAUUAACCACAAAGUACUGCCUUUACCUUAAGCAAAUUAUUAUUUCAUGUUGCCAUCAUUUUUACUCCAAAAAUGAGCUAGGAAAAAAAAACAUGCUUCAUAGAUAAGGUUUAUUCACCAUUUUUUGUGAUCUAAGUGAACCCCUAAUAAUAUGAUCGAGCACAUCAGUAAUAUUGAAUUGCAUUUAUUUUCUGGGGAUUAUAAAAUUUUGAGAAAUAAACAUAUUUGCACAAUGAAAAGACAAAGUUAUUCAAAUUAGUCAAAUUAAAUUAAUAAUACAAUAACUUUAUGUUGAAUUUAGGUUUUGCAGGAUAGCACAAUUUUUAUUUUCAAUGUUUCUAGGUGACAUUAAACUCCCUUAAUCUUAUCUUAAGUGACCUUAGCCAUAACUAGCUCAGUUUUUUUUUUGUGCCAGACUGUAGUGUUGAUAAAGAUAAACAGCUUAACAAGAAAGCCACUCAAAACUUGAUAAAUGAGCAACUUUAAAAUUUCAUGAUAAAUUUUGAAAUAACUUAGAAUAAAUGAGAUGAUCCUUUUUAUAUAUACAGCUCUAUCAGAAUCUCUCUGGAGUUAGGAUAAGUUUUAAAAAAGAAAAGACAUGAAUAAAAGAAAUAUUUGCAAUAAAGUAAUGAUAAAUCUAAUAUUUGUAUCCCUUAUAGUUCAUGGUGUGGUAUUUUAGCUUUAAUCACAUUGCUCUGUCUCAUGGGGAAAACAUGAUCAAGGGUAUUAUUUGUAAACAAUUAUUCCAUCUCAAAGAGUUCAUUGUGCCUUCCUUCGACUCAGAAUGGCGUUUUCUCUCUUCAUUAUGGUUAAUUUGUUGAAUGACAUGAAAAUAUUUGUCUGUGAAAUGUCUCUAAAGAAGAACAUUUUAUCUCAGAUCUACUAUACAUUUAUGAGGUAUAGUUUUCCCAAUGAUUAUAACACUGAUUAUCUGUACAAAAUAGUAAAAUGUAUUUUAUUAUGAAAGAUCUCAAGAAAAAUGUCAGAAUUACUUGUAAAAUAUGUGUCAAGAAAUACACAUUUAGUGAUGAUUUAAUUUUAUAGCAUUAAUGACAAAUGAGCUAUCUGGAUAUUUAUUAUUUAAUUCUUUUAAUGUAAAUGAAAUGUCUGUCUUGUUAAUGAUAAUAUAUUAAAAAAAUAAUUAGGUUUUAUAUCUUUAAAUUAAUGGUGAAGAGAAGAAAAAAAAUAAUUUGAAUUUUAAUUUCUCGUAGCCUGAGACCCGUUAUUUUCAAUCUAUCCCUUGUUAAAAUCAUUACCCGGUACCGGGUAUCAAAAUCUAAGUAUGUUAUGUGAAUUUUGUCCCUUCGCUUGUGUUUAAAAAUUGUAUGAAUAACAGUAUUAUUACCUACCUACCAGCUUGCCAUCCAAAAUAGACAAUAGUAACUUGCAUCAAUCUUGUUUUUUAAUUUGUCAUAGUUUUCCCCAACAAUAUUAUUAUAUUACAUUAUUCACAGCCAUAGAUCAAUCACCAAAUAAUCAGGUUGAACCCUCACACAACUGAUUUAAAGUGACUCAUUGCUCCAGUUUAAAACACUGAUGUAAGGUUACUAACAAUUAACUCAUCCUAUAUUAUAAUUAUACUAAGUAGAUAAUAUAUUUAUGAAUAGAAAAGCUGUUUAAGUUUAAGCACCCAGUACACUAAAUUUGUAUGUUUUUGAUCCAAUGUAUGCAUGAGUGGCUCAGUACAUGUGGUUGUCUAGGUGUGUGACUACAAGUUACAAGUUAAUAAAAAGGAGUGUAUAAAACCCAUUGUUUUAUUUACAUCAAUGCU